This is a messenger RNA of Raphanus sativus (radish), 1266 nucleotides long. Its product is annotated as putative methylesterase 13, chloroplastic. Gene Ontology annotation, molecular function: methyl indole-3-acetate esterase activity; methyl jasmonate esterase activity. The transcript has 5 exons. The coding region runs from base 1 to 1266 and encodes 421 amino acids. The record is from RefSeq and is a predicted model, not a curated record. Lineage: Eukaryota; Viridiplantae; Streptophyta; Magnoliopsida; Brassicales; Brassicaceae.
AUGGGGAACUCGUUCACAUGCAUCUCCCACGAGGAAGAACAACGUCCCACAAAAUCCUCGGCCGGCCGUGGCAAAGGAAGAGCAAGUAACACCAGGAAAUACAUGCGUCGCCUAUCGCUCUCCUGCUCUGGCUCAUCCUCCACUUCGUCUUCCAAGAAAGGUGUAAUCAAACCAAAAAAGAAGAUAAGAGAGAGACAUCAUCAAGAUCAUGAUAAAAACUCUCAUAUUAUUCAGGAGCAAACUUUGGCAGCCACUAAUCUCCUUUUCAACCAAACCCCUCGUAACAGCAACUACGUUGCUCCUCCUACUUUCAGACGGUCUACCAGCUCAAGUGGCGGCUCAGGACCUGUCUCACCCGUCCAGAGUCCCAAGAAAUCGACUUGUGGAUUCGUAAGAACCUCUAGCUCUAGGCGAAAGUCUAGUGUCAAUCCAGUUAUCAAGCCUAACCAGCUCCUAGACAAGGAGCCGAAGAAGAUGGAAGCUUCAGAGACGAAGAGGUUCGUGCUAGUCCAUGGUGGAGGAUUUGGGGCUUGGUGUUGGUACAGAACCAUAACUCUCUUAGAGAAACAUGGUUUCCAAGUAGAUGCUGUUGACUUGACCGGUUCAGGUGUUAGCUCUACUGACCCCAACACCAUCGCAAGCCUCGCUCACUACUCCAAGCCUCUCCUCCACUUUCUGGAAUCCCUCAAACCCAACGAGAAGGUCAUUUUGGUGGGGCAUGAUUUUGGAGGGGCUUGUAUGUCUUAUGCGAUGGAAAUGUUUCCUACUAAAAUCUCCAAAGCUGUUUUUAUCUCUGCUGUUAUGUUGGCUAAUGGUCAAAGCACUCUCCAUCUCUUUAACCAACCGCUGGGAUCAAAUGAUCUGAUGCAACAAGCUCAUAUGUUUCUGUAUGCCAAUGGCAAAAAGAACGCUCCAACUGCCGUUGACUACGACAGAUCUUUGCUUAGAGAUUUUAUCUUUAACAAGAGCCCACCAAAGGACCUCGCAUUGUCAUCGGUAUCCAUGAGGCCGUUUCCAUUCGCACCGAUUGGUGAAAAACUUCACCUGUCGGAGAAAAACUACGGCUCUAUUCGACGGUUCUACGUAAAAACCAUGGAGGAUUACGCUGUACCGGUUCCUCUUCAGGAGGCAAUUAUCAAAUUAAACCCAUCUGAACAAGUGUUUCAGCUCAAAGGAGCCGAUCAUGCACCGUUCUUUUCUCGGCCUCAGUCCUUGAACCGAAUCCUCGUCGAGAUAGCUAAACUACCGUUUAAAAAAUCAUGUUGA